UAAUUUUUUUUUAAUUCGAAAGCUAUUAGAAGAAAAAAUAAAUUUAAAGAAAAAAACGGUAAAAGGUGGUUAGUAAAAGAUUUUCAAUGCGACAAUAGGUCAAAAGGACAGUCGCUAGAAGUGUGUAGCGUGUAUACGCGACGUGUCCACGAGUUGGUAAACCAUCUUCUCUGUACAUUUACGAGCUGGAACAGAAAACAAAAAAUGUUGUUUAUGAAGCUGAGUUACUUUGAAAAAAUGUGGACAAAUCGUAAAUAUAUAAGAUAAUUCGAAGUCUGCGCGUGAAUUAUGAUUAGUGAUUUACAUUAUAGAAGUGAAUGUUGCUGUGGUAUAUUUGAAUUUGAGUUCCUAAGCAAACGUAAUCAUGUCUAAAAUUGAUGGACUUAAUGCCACCAAAGAAGCCGCUACUAGGGAAUGGAUUGAGCAACAAAAACAAGUACCUCGAACAACCGAUGAAGAGAAUGAUGAUAUUUCUUCUAUAGCAGAAUCUUCAAUAAUCUCCAGUAGUGAUGGAUAUGAAACAGAAGCGGAAGAAAAUUUUGAUUUAACAAAUAACACGUUAACUACUACAGUAUUGGGCAAUCAGUAUACACCUACAGACAUGGCAGUGGUAAUAGAGAAUCUCCGCGAGUUACUAAACUCUAUUAAUAGUGUGCAAACUUUGGAGAAUGUGCAUAUUGAGAACUCAUCAAAUGUGACCAUAGGCAAUGUCACAAACAUUAAUGGUAAUAUACAGAUUAUACAACGCAUUAAAAAACGUUUCUCCACAAAUACAUCACAAACUUUAAACGCCACAACCACAGCAACGUCUACGGCAGCGGAAAGAAAAUCAAAUGAUUCGCUAAUAACACAAGCGAGCGAGGAACAAGAAGAGCGCGUAAAGCGGGAUGCAUUUAUUGAACGAAUAAAGUAUAAAAUACCGAAGGAGUUGUGCGCUGUUAUACCACGAGGUACUUGGCUUGCGCAAAUGCCAAUGGAAGAGUAUGAUUACAUACAGAAGCCAGUGAAGUUAGUAAUUGUAUCACAUACCGCAACAGAAAGCUCAGAGAAGCAAGCCAUUAACAUACGGAUCAUUCGAGACAUACAGUGCUUUCACAUCGAGUCACGCGAAUGGAAUGACAUUGCCUACAAUUUUCUGGUUGGCUGUGAUGGUAAUGUAUAUGAAGGACGUGGCUGGGGUGUAGUUGGCGCACAUACAAUUGGAUAUAACUCCAAAUCUAUGGGUAUUGCCUUUAUUGGCUGUUUCAUGCGACAUUUGCCAAGUGAUGCUGCGAUGAAUUCGUGUAAAAACUUCUUGAAAAAAGGUGUGGAAGAAGGUCACUUGGCGCCAGAUUAUAAACUCAUCGCAGCCUGUCAAUGUCGUUCUACAGAGAGUCCAGGUCGAAGGUUAUAUGAGGAACUGCAAACAUGGCAUCAUUUUUACAAUAUUGCUGAAGAGGAUGACAACGAAUAGUGAUCGUAAAAUUAAUAUGGAUCCUUAUAUUGAAUUUAAAAAAUAUUCUCUCUACUUAACACUAGCUUUAAAUUAUAUUUAUAAACGCAUUUAAUGCAU
Ceratitis capitata (Mediterranean fruit fly) is the source of this 1552-nucleotide messenger RNA. It is a transcript of the gene PGRP-LE, whose product is annotated as peptidoglycan-recognition protein LE. Gene Ontology annotation, molecular function: N-acetylmuramoyl-L-alanine amidase activity; zinc ion binding. The transcript has 7 exons. The record is from RefSeq and is a predicted model, not a curated record. The coding region runs from base 365 to 1453 and encodes 362 amino acids. Lineage: Eukaryota; Metazoa; Arthropoda; Insecta; Diptera; Tephritidae. Gene Ontology annotation, biological process: peptidoglycan catabolic process.